AUGCAUACUGGAUCGUCUAGCGACUGCGAUCUGUCGGACAUCGAGUCGGAGCCAGGAAUCACGCUGAAACGCAAACAACGUCGAUCCCGCACAACUUUCAGCGCUGAGCAGUUGGAAGAACUCGAAAGAUCCUUCGAACGCACCCAAUAUCCAGAUGUUUACACCAGAGAAGAGCUCGCCCAAAAAACAAAAUUAACAGAGGCCAGAGUGCAAGUCUGGUUUUCUAACCGCCGCGCCCGUCUGAGGAAACAACUCACCGGCCAGCAACUCGGCCUUCAAGGAUCGGCCUUCUCAUUGGCUGCAGCAGCAGCCGCGGCCGCGGCCUCAUCACCUUCCGGCGGCCAUCAAUACUCCAAUUCGACUGUUACCUCACCUCAGCCGACCACGCAAUCUGCGAGCAUCGGUCAGUCCUCAUCGGGAGUAGCCGAGCAUCAUCAUCAACAACAGCAGCAGCAACAACAACAACAACAACAACAACAACAGCAACAACAAGUGAACGCUGCUGUUGCUGCCGCGGCUUUCCAGACUCAUCACGCAGCUGCUGGUGCUUGGCAACAUCAUCAUCACCACCAUCAGAGCUACUACAGCAAUGGCUAUCCAGUUGCCGCAGCUGCCGCCGCCGCCGCGGGAUCGAUCCAUCCUCAUCAUCAAGAAGUGACUGCGUCUCUAUCUUUCGGUCACCAAUUCCCCGGCUACUUGACUGCCAAUCACGCUGGAUGGAACGCUAUUCCGCCUCGCAAAGAUGAUCACGUCCAUCAUCAAUCGAAUGCGUCCGCUUGGACGUCCGCUUCUUCGACGGCCGUGCCUUCCGUCUGCAGCGGAUCGGCUGAAUCUUAUCCGUUCUUCUCUUCCGCUUCGGCUCAUCAACACCAGCUGCAUUCGGCAGCGGCCGCUUCGUCCGGAAGUGCGUUCAGUGUCACCGGUAGUGGAAACCCAGCUGCGGCCGCAGCGGCCGCCGCGGCCCUCAUCAAUCCGCACUCGCCCACUGAACCCAAAUCCGGCUAUCCUUAUUACCAACAUCAAAUGAUCUCCGGAAUGGAUGCGAGUCACAUGCUGCACUGCGCCGGACUAGUUCACUAA
Messenger RNA from Daphnia carinata, 1080 nucleotides. RefSeq names its product protein gooseberry-neuro-like. The coding region runs from base 1 to 1080 and encodes 359 amino acids. The transcript has 3 exons. Gene Ontology annotation, molecular function: DNA-binding transcription factor activity, RNA polymerase II-specific; RNA polymerase II transcription regulatory region sequence-specific DNA binding. The record is from RefSeq and is a predicted model, not a curated record. NCBI's taxonomy places the organism in Eukaryota, Metazoa, Arthropoda, Branchiopoda, Diplostraca, Daphniidae. Gene Ontology annotation, biological process: regulation of transcription by RNA polymerase II.